AUGAAUAAAGAAGUAGCCAAGAAACAGAUCUUUGUCAAGAAUCUUCCAUUUGCAUUCUCAAAGGAUGAAUUAGAUACAUACUUUUCAGAUGUCGGACCUAUCAAGCGUAGUUUUCUCAUCAACAGACCCGGUCAGAACUCAUCUACCACUGGAGAGGCUUUCUUGUGGUUUGCUCUCGACGGUCAUGCUGAGAAGGCUGUCACUGAAAAGAACGGCACCAUGCUCGGUGGUCGUAAGAUUAUCGUUCAAAUUGCAAAACCAAAGAUCGUAGAGAGACCAACCAAAGCAACAACAACAGCCACUGAAACUAAAAAGGAUGGUGAAGAACAAACAACAACAACUGGAGCAGUCGUAGAAGUUAAAAAGGAAGACAAGAAAGCUGCAGCUGCAGCAGCUGCUAGCUACGUAGUAGAAGUUAAAAAGGAGACGGUUGUUGAAGAAGACCCAAAGGAAAAGAGAAAGAGAUUGGCAGAAGAAGAAAAACAGAGAAAGGUAGAAGCUGAACAAAAGAAAAAGGUUGAGAUGGAUAACAAGAGAGCUGUCGAAAUUGUCAUUGUCGUCAAGGACUUUGUCUCGGACAAGAAUGCUAUUUGCGACCUCGUCAAACUUCCAAAGAGUCUUAUUGCCAAGACAUUCACCAUUCCAUUCUCCAACGGAGCCGUUCGUAUCAUCUGUCGUGACGAGCGUGCCUGUUCAUCACUCCUCUCUGCCUUUGCAAAGACCAAAUACAAUAACAAAAAGAUCAUCUGUCAAAGAGAAACUCAAUACUUGAAGCAUUGUGAAAUCAUCCUUCGUAAUCUUUCUGAAAGUGUUACAAUGCAAAGAUUAGAAGAAUUAUUUUCAGUACAUGGUGAAAUAUUAUUAAUCAAGAUGCCAACUAAAUUAUCAGCCACUGGAACACAAGUAAACAAAGGUUUUGCAUUCAUUUUAUAUUCGAGCAAGUCAAGUGCCGAAAAGGCAUUAAAGGACGUAAACUCUACCGAUAUCCAAGGUAGACCAUGUGCCAUCGAUUGGGCUCUUCCACAAUCUGAAUACUUGCAAAUAGUAAAGAAAAAAGAAGAGGAAUUGGCCAAAAAAGAUAAGAUGCAAGACAGCGAUGAUGAAUCAGACGACGAAUCAGACGACGACAAACCAAAGGGUACCGUCGAUUUUGACAGUGACGAAGAAGAUGAAAAUAAUCAAAAGUUUGGUGAUAGUGAUGAUGAAUCCUCAUUCAAGGUUGGUGAUUCUAAAAUGAAUGUCAAGGGAUUAAAGAAAAUGGAUGUUGAUAGUGAAGAUGAAGAGGAUGAAAAUUCAGAAGAUGAUGAUGACGAAGAACAAGAUGAUGACGAAGACUCUGACAACUCUGACGACUCUGAUUCAGAUUUGGAUUCAGAUGAAGAAGAGAAAAGAAAAAAAGAUGAAGAAAAGAAAGAAUUGGAAAAGAAAAAACAAAAGAAUGUUAAAGAAAUUAAUGAAGGAAAAACAUUAUUUAUUCGUAAUUUAUCAUUUGAUACAAAGGAAGAUAGAUUGAGAGAAGAGUUUGAAAAGUUUGGAGCGAUUGAAUUUAUCAAGUUGGUUAUGGAUCAUGCAACCAACCGUUCGACUGGAAAGGCAUUUAUCAAGUUUACAAAGAAGGAAUAUGCAUCUGCUGCAUUGGAUUUUGCUGCCAUUCAAACCGUAUACGAUACAGCUAGCGACAAGAACCUCAAAAAGAAGGAUCGUAGAAAGAAGGAUUCACUCGACAUGUCUGCACUCUUACAGAGUGGUAUUGUCGUUGAUGGAAGAAAUUUGAUUGUCGAUGCUGCCGUCGACCACGAAAAGGCUGGCAGUCUCAAGGACCGUCGUGCUCCAAAGCUCGACAAGCGUAACAAGAAUCUUUUGGAUAUUGGUCGUAUCUUGCCCGAGUCGGAGCAAGGUCUCGAAUUCACAGACAAGGAUUGGAAGAUGCGUGAUUUGGCCGACCAAGAAAACAACCACAAGUUCAAGGUCAAUCCAAAUUACUUUGUUUCGCCAACUCGUAUCUGUAUCCGUAACUUGCCAUUAGAGGUUGGAGACAAGCAAUUGAGUCGUGCCAUCAAGCAGUUGUUGCCCGAGUCCAAAACCAAGGUUGUCUUGCACACCAAGAUCGCCGUCAACAAGGAACGUAUCACUGGCAGCGGAAAACCAAGAUCGCUUGGAUUUGGUUUCGCCGAGUUUACAGACCAUCAAUCUGCCCUCAAGGUUGUGCACGGUCUCAACGGCAAGAUCGAUGCCUUUGGCAAGCCAGACAAGGGACAUCGUCUCUUUGCCCAAUUCUCCAUCGAAGACGCCAGAACCGUCAAAAAGAGAACCGAAUUCCUCCAAAAGAUCAAAAAGGUCAAUUCGGACAACAAAAAGAAGACGAGAAAAUUGAUAAAGGAACAACGCGACCGUGAUGCUGCCGAAGGCAAGGAAGUCGACAAGACAUUGUCGCGUGGACAAAAGCAAAGAGAAAAGAGAAGAAAGCAACGUGAGAGUGGUGACUAUGCCGCCGUCGAACAAGCUCAACUCGCCAAGGAACACAGAGAAUUGCUCAGAAAGAAACGUGAAUUAGAAAAAGAAAACAGAGAACCAGUCAUUCCACAACACAUCAUCGAAAAGAAACGUGCCAAAGAAAAUUCAAUCAAAACAAAUCCAAAGGGUGACACUACAAACUCUUCCUUUGACGACCUCGCUCAAAAAUAUGUUAAAAGAAAUUAUGAUGACUUUAGUAAAUCUGAACAAUCUCAAUCUUUACCAUCAAUUAAAAGAGAUACAAAGAAAAAGAGAUGGUAUGAAUAA
Molecule: messenger RNA, 2781 nt
Organism: Cavenderia fasciculata
Lineage: Eukaryota; Evosea; Eumycetozoa; Acytosteliales; Cavenderiaceae
Exons: 3
Coding region: 1-2781 (926 amino acids)
Molecular function (GO): RNA binding
Source: RefSeq, a predicted model, not a curated record